Phacochoerus africanus (Common warthog) is the source of this 1187-nucleotide messenger RNA. RefSeq names its product transmembrane and coiled-coil domains 2 (gene TMCO2). Bases 558 to 1103 code for a protein of 181 amino acids. Gene Ontology annotation, cellular component: nucleus. The record is from RefSeq and is a predicted model, not a curated record. The transcript has 2 exons. NCBI's taxonomy places the organism in Eukaryota, Metazoa, Chordata, Mammalia, Artiodactyla, Suidae.
UCUUUAGAAAAGCCUUCUUUAAAUCCCAUCUCCUCAAAUCUGCACUUAACCUCAGUUUUCUCAGUUGAAAUGUGAAAAUAAUUGCUUCCCAUUCCAUGUAUUGUUAGAAAUGUUCUAUACACUGUCCAAGAGGGUAACCUCUAGUCACAUGUGGCUUCUUAUAUUUAAUUAAAAUGAAAUAAAAUGCAAAAUUCAGUUCCUCAGCCACGCUGUCCACAUUACAAGUGACUAGUGGCUACCAUGUUGGACAGAGCAGAUACAGAACAUUUCCAUCGGUGCAGAAAGUUCUACUGGACAGUGCAAUCCUAGAGUUAGGAUUUGCCAAAAAUCAGAGAAAGUGGUAUGACUGAACUGAAAACCCAGGCAAGCGCCUGGUUGGUUUUAAGUAAGAAGAUUCAGUGGGUGAGUGGGAAGCAAGCUGACAUUCAGAACAGUGACAUCACAAAGCACAGCUCACAAUGGCUCCUGAACACCUGGACUCCUAGACCUCAUUCCCUAACUCAUAUCUAGGUUCCUGAAGCCUCUGCACAUGUAGUUCCUGGAGCUGCUUUUAUUAAAUGUCAUCUCCAUCUUCUGGCUGGGACGUCAUCAUAGAUUAUCUCUCUCUGAGCUCGAUAUGGAAUUAUCUACAAGCAACUCUUAUGGGAGAGACUAGUGUGCCUCAGCAAACAAAUUUGGGGCGGCUAGAUAAUCUUGCUCCAGCUGUGCAAGUUCUCCUGGGGAUUUCCUUUUUGAUUUUAUUGGGAAUAGGAGUAUAUGCCUUAUGGAAACGAAGUGUUCAGUCAAUUCAGAAAAUAUUGUUGUUUAUAAUCACACUCUACAAACUUUACAAGAAAGGCUCAGAUUUUUUUCAGGCUUUGCUGGUCAGCCCAGAAGGGAGUGCUCUCCCAGUUCAAGACAAUAUCUUCCUAUCAUUCGGUCUGCAAGAGAAAAUUCUGAAAAAGCUUCAGACGGUGGAAAACAAAGUGAAAGACCUGGAGGGGAUGAUCAUUUCCCAAAAACCUACCACAAAGAGGGACUGUUCCUCUGAGGCCUACUGCAGCUGCUCCGACUGUCAGAGCCCCUUGCCGACAUCAGGGUUUACAUCCACAUCUGAAAUGUGAUGGACUCCAAUCUUUUCCAGAAAAGCACUGUUUCCCUCAUGUGUGUGGUGGUGUUAUCAAUAAAGAUAGAGAACUAUGUUGAAA